AUGACGCUCCCCCUCCGCCCAACGCCCUCGACCUCCUCCUCCUUCGACAUCGUCUCCACAUACCGCCACCUCCUUUCCACAAACCCCGCCUACACCCAACCCGUCGCCGCCAUCCAAGCCCUCAUCGAACUCCUAAACGCCCAGCCCACCUCCACCGUCUUCGAGACCCUCGACCUCAUCAAGUCCCAGGUCGCCAUCCUCCAUGCCUCCGUCAGGAACCCCGUGCCGCUCAUGGCGGGCACCGACCUCUUCGAGCGCUUCAUCGUCCAGUCUCUGAGGCAGCGCGAAGACGACGAGUCGCGCCGUAGUGGAGGCUUCGCGGCCACGCGCGACCACUUACUCUCCAAUUCAGCCGUCUUCGCUACCCGCGCCAUCCAAGCCCGUGAGAGCGUCGCCAACAUCGGCUGGAAGCUCGUAAAGGAUGGCUCGACGGUGCUGACAUCCGGCGCGUCUCGGGCCGUCUCCGGCCUCAUCCUGCGCGCCGCCGAGCAAGCGGUCAUCCGCACGGGUCGCGUCACCUUCCAGGUCGUCUACGUGCGGGACGAACGUCGCCGCGAGGAAAGCGACCAGGUCUGCGCCGAGCUGCGAAAGGCGAGCAUCCCCGUCGCCGAGAUCCCCGAGACGGCCGUCGCCCACGUCAUGGGCCUCCAGCGCAGGAUUACCAUGGUCAUCGUUGGCGCCGAGGCCGUGCCGCAGAGCGGGGGCAUCAUUUCGCGCCUGGGGACGGCGCAGAUUGCAAAGUUGGCUUAUGCGCAUGAGCCGCAGAUUCCUUUCUACGUCGCUACCGAGGAGCAUAAGUUUGUGAGGAUGCCGACGCUGCCUACGGGGCAGAAGGAUAAGGAUUUGGGCUUUGCGCAGAGUCUGCUGGACUUUACGACGGAAGGGCCUAGUCGGUUGCCAGAGGACCCGAUUGAUUACACUCCCCCCGAGUGGAUCACAAAUCUUGUCACUGAGUUUGGCAUUCAUAAACCCGAGUAUCCUUUCCUUCAGCUCAUGGAUGCCUAUGGCACCAUGGUCCCCGACCGCAUCCUCACCAAGGCCCAUGCGGAUUUAGAAGAGGAAGGCAUGUUGGAGGAGGCCUAA
This is a messenger RNA of Scedosporium apiospermum, 1083 nucleotides long. RefSeq lists its product as uncharacterized. Gene Ontology annotation, biological process: translational initiation. The record is from RefSeq and is a predicted model, not a curated record. The transcript is spliced from 2 exons. Gene Ontology annotation, molecular function: guanyl-nucleotide exchange factor activity; translation initiation factor activity. Gene Ontology annotation, cellular component: eukaryotic translation initiation factor 2B complex. The coding region runs from base 1 to 1083 and encodes 360 amino acids. NCBI's taxonomy places the organism in Eukaryota, Fungi, Ascomycota, Sordariomycetes, Microascales, Microascaceae.